Messenger RNA from Microcebus murinus (gray mouse lemur), 4570 nucleotides. RefSeq names its product UDP-glucuronosyltransferase 2B7-like. The record is from RefSeq and is a predicted model, not a curated record. Gene Ontology annotation, molecular function: glucuronosyltransferase activity. NCBI's taxonomy places the organism in Eukaryota, Metazoa, Chordata, Mammalia, Primates, Cheirogaleidae.
ACAACCUCACCUGGUUCCAGUACCACUCUGUGGAUGUGCUUGGGUUCCUGCUGGCCUGUGUGGCAACUGCUAUAUUCAUCAUCACAAAGUAAACCUUGUCCUCCUUCUUCUCAUGUGGCCUUGGGGACAAGUACUGAACUUCAAGUAACACUUGCUGUCCCAACUAAUCUGAAAGCACAGCUCAGAAGAUUAAUUAAGAUGAAGAUUUGAAGCCUGGCUUGUGCAAUAUAGAGAAACACCUACCUGAAAGAAUAAAACAGAGAUAAAAUUAAAAGAAAUAGCCAAAGAAAUCUUAAAGAAGUAAAUUGGAAGACACACUUCCUACUUCUAAAGACACAUACAAAUCUAUGAUAAUCAAGAGAGUGUGGUAGUGUGUUGUACAGCCAUGCAGAUAAACAAAUAAGCAAAUCAAAAAUGGACUAAAGAUUUGAACAAAAAUUUCUGUCAAGAAAAAACACACAACAGGUGAAAAGCACAAGAAAAAAGUUCAAUACCUUUAGAAAAUCAUGAGAUAUCAUUUCAGUGCCACUGGUUAUAAUCAAAAGUUAUAUAACAAAAAGUUCUUGCAAGGAUGUGGAAAAUUGAAAGCCUCAUAUAUUGCUGGUUGGAAUGGAAAAUGGUGCAGCCAUUGUAGAACAGUCCAGCAAUUCCUUGAAAGGGUCAACAUACAGGUAGCAUAUGACCCAGUAAUUCUAAUUCUAGGCAUAUGCACAAAAGAAAUCAAAAUAUAUCCAUACAAAGCCUGUACAUGAAUAUUAAUAAGCAAUAAUAAACACUGUAACAAUGUUAACAAAAAAUAAAUAACAUUAAUGUUUAUUAAAACUAUUAAGAGAAGAGUCUAUGUUAAUAAUAUAUGAAUGAUUUUGGUUUUUAUGAAAGCCAAAAAUUGAACAAAAUCCAUAUCCAUCAAUUGAUAAAUGAAAAAAUAAAUUGCGUAUGCCCAUAUGAUACAAUACAUUUGGCAAUUAAAAGGAAUGUAGUCCACAUAUAAGGGAUGCCAUGCAUGAUCCUUCUUAAAUAUUAUGCUCAGUGAAAAAAGCAACUCAUGAAGAACCACAUAGUUAUGAUUCCAUUAAUCAACUUGUACAUAAAAUGAAAAUUUAUUGAUACAGAAAUAAGAUUACUGGUUGCUUAGGGCAGGGGGCAUGGAGAAACAUAGGGUGGGAAGAUAAAAGCAAAAGUGCACAGGGAUUCUUUUAGGGAGAUAAAACUAUUCAUUGUAGUAGAAGCGCAAUUCUAUGAACACAUGUAGGAAACAGUAAAUUUUAAACAAAAUGGUGAAUCAUAUGAGAUAUACAUUACAUAUCAACAAAGUUUUACCAAAAAAUAAUCUUUGAACCAUGAUAUUCAACAAUACUGACUCAGCUACACACAAUUGCUUUAUUUCUACUUCUGUAUUAAGGGACUGCGCACAAAGGAGCCUCACACUUGUCACAAUUUUUGACACCAUUCUAGAAUACAUCACAUAAAACAGAUUACUUUCACAUGCGAGGUCAUCAAAAUCAGCUGGAUUAUAGCACUCACAAACAUAAAAGGGACAUUAAACACACUUGAAUAAAUAUGAAUUCAUCUAACUUCGGUAUGUCCACUUGCCAACCACAUACUCAGACUGUUCAGUUAAUGCUUACUAUAAAGUGUAGGAGUUAAAUUUUAACUUGAUUGAUUUGUGCUUGGAUAUAAGCAUGAGAAAGGGCAGGAGAGAACAGCAAUUGUACUGCAGCACAAUGGCUCUGCUGUGGACUUCAGUUCUUCUGCUGAUGCAACUGAGUGGUCACUUUAGCUCUGGGACUUGUGGGAAGGUGCUGGUGUGGCCCACAGAAUACAGCCACUGGAGGAACAUGAAGACAAUCCUGGAUGAACUUGUCCAGAGGGGACAUGAAGUGACUGUACUGUCAUCUUCAAUGUCCGUUGUUAUUGAUCCCAGCAAAACAACUGCUAUUAAAUUUGAAGUUUAUCCUACAUCUUUAAGUCAAGAGGACUUUGAUGGUUUUUUAAUGAAAAUGCUCCAUAGAGCAAUAUAUGAUCUUCCAAAGGACAAAUUUUGGUCAGGUGUUUCACAAAUGGAAGAAAUCAUGGCAGGAUUUUCGGAAGUUAUGAGAAAGCUCUGCAAAGAUGCAGUUUUAAACAAGAAACUUAUGGCAAAGCUACAAGAAUCAAAGUUUGAUGUCCUUUUUGCAGAUGCCAUUGGUUUCUGUGCUGACCUGCUGGCUGAGAUACUCAAAACACCCCUUGUGUAUAGUCUCAGCUUCUCUCCUGGCCACACAUUUGAGAAGCAUGGUGGAGGACGUCUAUUCCCUCCUUCCUAUGUACCUGCAGUUAUGUCAGAAUUCAGUGAUCAAAUGACAUUCAUGGAGAGGGUAAAAAAUAUGAUAUAUGUGCUUUACUAUGACUUUUGGUUCCAAAUAUGUGAUAUGAAGAAGUGGAAUCAGUUGUAUCUUGAAGUACUAGGCAGACCCACUACAUUGUAUGAGACAAUGAAGAAAGCUGAUAUGUGGCUUAUUCGAACCUAUUGGGAUUUUGAAUUUCCUCGCCCACUCUUACCAAAUUUUGAUUUCGUUGGAGGACUCCAUUGCAAACCUGCCAAACCCCUACCUAAGGAGAUGGAAGACUUUGUCCAGAGCUCUGGAGAAAAUGGCGUUGUGGUGUUUUCUCUGGGGUCAGUGAUCAGUAACAUGACAGAAGAAAGGGCCAGUGUGAUCGCUUCAGCCCUUGCCCAGAUCCCACAAAAGGUUCUAUGGAGAUUUGAUGGCAAGAAACCAGACACCUUAGGACCCAAUACUCGGCUGUACAAGUGGUUGCCCCAGAAUGACCUUCUUGGUCAUCCAAAAACCAAGGCUUUCAUAGCUCAUGGUGGAGCCAAUGGCGUCUAUGAGGCCAUCUACCACGGGGUCCCCAUGGUGGGCAUCCCUUUGUUUGCGGAUCAACCAGACAACAUUGCUCACAUGAAGGCCAAGGGAGCAGCUGUUAGAGUGGACUUCAGCACAAUGUCAAGGACAGAUUUGCUCAGUGCUUUGAAGACAGUCAUUAACGAUCCUUCGUAUAAAGAGAAUGCUAUGAAAUUAUCUAGAAUUCACCAUGAUCAGCCAACAAGGCCCCUGGAUCGAGCAGUCUUCUGGAUCGAGUUUGUCAUGCGCCACAAGGGAGCCAAACACCUUCGGGUUGCAGCCCACGACCUCACGUGGUUCCAGUACCACUCUUUGGAUGUGCUUGGGUUCCUGCUGGCCUGUGUGGCAACUGCUAUAUUCAUCAUCACAAAAUUUUGUCUGUUUUUCUGCCGGAUGUUUGCUACAGCAGGAAAGAAGAAAAAAAGGGAGUAAUUAGAUCUAGGCCUGAUCGUGCCAGAAUAAAGAGGUGUCCCAUAGAAGAAGAGAACCCAAGCACUUCGUGGAUGGGCCAGGCUUUAGGUGAUCUAAUGCACCUGUUUCAGAACAAGGAAAAAUGAAAAUAUUGGUAUUUUCACUGAUCUUUCUUUAGUUAAUUUGUUCUAUCAGAUGGAGAUACAAGUCCUUUGUGAUGAUUUUCCUUGGUUAUUGCCUCUUCUCCGGAUCUGUCUCACAGCUGGGUUUGUCAUCCUAGACCUCAGUUGGUGAAACUUUUCUCAUAAAUGAUUUCUGAAUUUGCAGAAGAUGGUUUCUCGGAUCACCUUCAGGGUGCAAUAAAUAGCUCCAGACCCAGAGGAGCCAUGUCUCCUUCUUGCCCUGUCUGCUAUCAGAUGUUGUGUACCAGGUGACAGCAAGACCCACGAUCCUACUAGUGUCUUAGACACCCAGCGGGGUCAAAUCUCUCUUAUCAGGUAGCCUCCAUUUCACCUUGUCGAGUCAUGUUUGUAGUUGUUCCUUAUGCCAUUUAUCACCUGGUCAUUUGUGGCAUUCUUUAUUUCUAUAAAUCUAUUGCCAGAGUUUUACAAUUACAUAAAUAAAUGUAAACCUUCCAUCUGACACAUCACCCCAAUUCCAUGGGAUGUAGGUUGAUGACUACGUCACCCCUCCUCCCAUAGAUACGGAAGGAUAAAACGGACAGUGGGGAAUACGUAACAGGGAAAGACCUAGAAAAAUGUGAAAUGUAUUGCAAGAUGUCUCUUUAAAACCUCCCGCACACUUUUUGAGAAUUAAAACCUCCAUCUCUGCCCCAGGCCAGUGAUCAGGAGGGUCAGUGUCUUUUGUACUUUGUACCACAGGAGAUGGCUCAAUGGAACCGUCUGGGCAGGGGUCACGAGAUUGCCUUUGCUGGAGAUAGGACUGAUCAGAACCAUCAACUGUAGUUAAAUAGCAAUACCUUAAAGCUGAAUACUCUCCCUUUAAAAGCUCUGUAUUUCUGCCAAUGGACAAGAAGUUGGCAUUGUAAGACAAGAGUCUCCAUCCUCCUCAUUUGCCAGCAAAUUAAUAAACUUCCCUUCCCUUCUCUUCAGACCCUUGUCUUCAUUCUUCUUCUGCAGCCUCCGGGACAAGUACUGAAUUUCUGGUAAUGCCCAUAGUCCCAAGUAAUCUGAAAGCAUUGGCCAGAGAAUCAAUUAAGCCUAGGGUUUCAAGUCUGGCUUGGGCAACAUAGGGAAACACCAAUGUGAAAGAUU